CAGAAUUUUAUCUACAUUGUCAGCAGAUCGCCAGGGACCUGAGGAUGCUCGGGUAUCUGCCAUGCUUCCAUUACCACCGCCUCCUCCAGGAUUGCCACCGAAGUCUGCAGGUAAUCCAUCUGAGGGCUCACCUGAAUAUGAAGCCAGUAAUCCUUCUGACAAGAAGGAUGUCACUAACUUGGUCCCACCACCACCACCUCGUCCAAGGCAACACCAGCCAGUGCCUAGACCUGGUAUGAUGCCAACCAUGCAGCCUGAUGUGUUACCACCGGGCAUGUCACGUUUCCGGCCGCCGCCACCUCCACCAGAUAUGCGGCCACCAUUAUCUGCUGCCGGGCUUCCCAACCAAGGGGUUCCACCAGGAAUGAUGGUUCCCUUGCUUCCAAGGCCACCAUAUGGCCCUCCACCCGGAGCCCCUCCGAUGAUGAGGCCUCCGCUUCCACCUGGUCCACCACCCGCUCUGCUAGAAGAUGAACUCACUGCUAUUAGGCCACCUGUACCCCCGAAGCCAUCAUAUGUGAAGUCAGCAGCCCCCACUGUUGUCAAGAGGCCACUUGCUCAGCACACGCCAGAACUUACUGCCAUGGUAUGUCCGUUCUCCAUUUGCUCACUGCUAUCAUUGCAUCUUCCUUUCUGGCCUUCUGUGUCAUAUUCAGUACUUGGUAGUUUUAGCUGA
Syzygium oleosum is the source of this 676-nucleotide messenger RNA. Its product is annotated as protein EARLY FLOWERING 5-like. The record is from RefSeq and is a predicted model, not a curated record. The transcript has 2 exons. Bases 62 to 676 code for a protein of 204 amino acids. NCBI's taxonomy places the organism in Eukaryota, Viridiplantae, Streptophyta, Magnoliopsida, Myrtales, Myrtaceae.